CAAAGAAAUUCCACCAGCGUGGCUGCUGUUGGGGCCAGUGAUCAGCUCAGAGUGGAGCUCGCUCCAGACCCCUGCCUUCCAAACAUGGAUUUUAACAGCUUGACGGCCAAGCUGAAGCCCAUCUAUAAGGACUUCAUGAUGUACCGACACUGCAGGAAGUUCCCGCUCCUGCGCAAGCCUGUCGGCUGCCGGGGAAAGGAUACCUUCUUGCUGCUGGCAGUUAAGUCUCUGGCGGAGCACGCAGACCGCCGCGCUGCCAUCCGCAGCACGUGGGGGCGGGAACGGAUGGUAGGCGGUGCUCUGGUGCGCCGCGUCUUCCUGCUGGGGCUGACGGAGAUUCAGGUCCGCUCGCAGACGGUGCAGGCCAUGGUGGACCAUGAGAGUGAGGAGCACGGGGACAUAGUCCAAUGGGGCUUUCGUGAGUCCUUCUUCAACGUUACGCUGAAAGAGACCCUUUUCUGGAAAUGGUUCUCUGAGGACUGCCACGCUGCGAAAUUCGCCCUCAAGGGGGACGACGAUGUGUUCGUUAACGUGGAGAACGUUCUGGAAUACUUGAGUGACGUCAAUCCUUCCCACGACCUUUAUGUCGGCGAUGUCUUCAGAAACUGGUUCCCGAGCAGGGUCCUGAACAGCAAGUACUACAUCCCACUUUUCCUGUAUGGGAAUGAACCUUACCCUCCGUAUGCUGGUGGGGGUGGUUACCUACUGUCUGGGACAUCAAUCCUGAAACUACACAAAGCCUCCUCAUUUCAGGAGCUCUUUCCCAUUGAUGAUGCUUAUGUGGGAAUGUGUGCCCAAAGAGCCAAGAUCAAAGUGAUUUCUCACAGAGGCUUCCGCACUUAUGGGAAUAUUCCAUAUGACCCCUGCAUUUACAAAGGGCUAAUGCUUGUUCACCGAGUGACACCCAAUGAAUUAUGGCUGAUUUGGAGUUUGCUAAAGAAUAACAAUAAGACAUGCAGCCGUUUCACAAGCUUUUCAAAUAACCUGUGAAGAAACAGUUCUAUUGUGUCAUAAAUAUCUUGAUAGCAAUACGCAAUCCUUGGAUUCACCACGUCGAAAUCAGAGAUGGGAACUGUUUCUCUCUGCACUGUUCCUGCUCCAUCAAUUGAAAUAUCCUGAUUGCUGACCUUGCUGAUCUCAAUGAACUGACUACAGAUCAGCAGCACUAGAAAUUGCCUGGCCUGGGUGGUUCAGAAUCUGAGACUUAUCCAGCCUUUUGGGUCAAGAUACAAGGUCCUGGCUGCCUGUCAGGUGGUCAGAAGAUCUUGUGGUACUGUUUGUCAAAGAGCUGGGACGUUCUUCUGGUACCUUGGCGGAUGCUUAUUGCGCACCCAACACUGUUAAAAACAGAUUAUUUAGCCAUUGCUAUUUUUGAGACCUUGCUGUGAGCAAAUUGGCUGCCUCAGAGGGCUG
Molecule: messenger RNA, 1413 nt
Organism: Carcharodon carcharias (great white shark)
Lineage: Eukaryota; Metazoa; Chordata; Chondrichthyes; Lamniformes; Lamnidae
Product: N-acetyllactosaminide beta-1,3-N-acetylglucosaminyltransferase 4-like
Exons: 1
Coding region: 85-990 (301 amino acids)
Cellular component (GO): membrane
Molecular function (GO): hexosyltransferase activity
Source: RefSeq, a predicted model, not a curated record